Diaporthe citri is the source of this 246-nucleotide messenger RNA. RefSeq lists its product as uncharacterized. Lineage: Eukaryota; Fungi; Ascomycota; Sordariomycetes; Diaporthales; Diaporthaceae. The record is from RefSeq and is a predicted model, not a curated record. The transcript has 2 exons. Bases 1 to 246 code for a protein of 81 amino acids.
AUGCCUUCCAAGCUCAACAUCUUCUCCAAGGGCUCCCGCUCCAAGUCUGGUAGCGCUACCGACCACUCAAAGCUACAAGAUCCCCGCGGCUCCACCGAGUCCUCGACGCCCCUGAAUGAGUCUGUCGACCUCGCACAAGAGAAACAAAAGGCACGGGAGGCUAUGCGGCAAAGGCAAGCCGAAGAGGUCCUGGCAAAGCAAGGCUACUCGGCCACCUUUCCUGGCUUCCCGCCUUACAGAAAGUAA